CGCGUCAGUGUUGAAGGUGGUGACGAAAGCAAAUCUGAUGGAAGAAAAGGGCAAACUCGAGAUAACAAAUAAGGGAUUUCAAUUCUUGCUACAGGAUGUUAACACCCAAGUGUGGGCUUUUUUGAUUCAAUAUUUGGAUUUGGCUGGUGAGAUGUUAAAUAUGAAUGUUGUAGAAGUGUUGAACUUCUUUUUUAUGCUAGGAAGUCUGGAGUUGGGCCAAGACUACUCGGUUGAUGGAUUAACGGCCACACAAAGACAACUACUAGACGAUCUGGAGAACUAUGGGCUCGCCUAUCGUCGUAAG
Acaulospora colombiana is the source of this 304-nucleotide messenger RNA. The record is from the annotation of a GenBank genome assembly. NCBI's taxonomy places the organism in Eukaryota, Fungi, Glomeromycota, Glomeromycetes, Diversisporales, Acaulosporaceae.